UGGAAUUUCAAAAAGACAACAAUGAAAGUCUUCGUAUUGUUAUUUUUCAUCGCUGCGGCAAACGCUAAGCUUCUUAUUGAAAAAUGGGAAAUGCAGGUUGACAGUACUUAUUCUGAUGUUAAAUAUAGCGUCAAAGAUCAAACCUAUAUGACAAUUGAUGCACAUACAUUAAAGGCUGCUGAUGAUGUCGUUAUUGAAGCAGCUGUCUACUCAAAAGUUGACGGCGUUUUUAACCCGUUUGUAAAACCAGAGCCAAUUCAUGUCUGUAAAAUUCAUGAGCAUGAAGAUCCUUUGAUUAAAUUUAUCCAUGAUGAAAUCAUCAAAUUCGGAAAUAUCACGAAGGCAUGUCCAGUCCACGCCAACCAUUACUACUAUCUUCAUGAUUUCCGUGUAUUAGAACAAGACUUCCCAAUGCCUUUACCAGCUGGAGAAUUUCGUGUUGAUGUCAACGCAUCUUACAUUGAAGGUGGAAACAUGAGACACGUUGCAUCAAGUGAGACUUAUUUCAAGAUUGUACCAUGAAUUGUUAAAAUAUAUUCAUGACCAAAAAGCUAAUCAAAUCAAUAUUUUAUAUUUUAUAAAUAAAUUAUUA
Messenger RNA from Chironomus riparius, 592 nucleotides. The record is from the annotation of a GenBank genome assembly. NCBI's taxonomy places the organism in Eukaryota, Metazoa, Arthropoda, Insecta, Diptera, Chironomidae.